Messenger RNA from Paralichthys olivaceus (Japanese flounder), 3571 nucleotides. RefSeq names its product metastasis associated 1 family, member 3 (gene mta3). Gene Ontology annotation, biological process: negative regulation of transcription by RNA polymerase II. The record is from RefSeq and is a predicted model, not a curated record. Gene Ontology annotation, molecular function: sequence-specific DNA binding; transcription coactivator activity; transcription corepressor activity. Gene Ontology annotation, cellular component: NuRD complex; nucleoplasm. NCBI's taxonomy places the organism in Eukaryota, Metazoa, Chordata, Actinopteri, Pleuronectiformes, Paralichthyidae.
UCACUGUAGUGUAAAGGGUGCUGUGUAUCGUAUCAGGAGGGGAGGGGGGGCUGAAUUGCCCAAAAAAAAAAAAAUCUCCCAAUUGAGGUGCACAUCCGGAGUCUCAUCGCACCCUUUACCUUUUUUUAAGAAGUCUAUUUUUUAUUCUUUGUUUUUUUUUAUUGUUGUUGUUAUUGUUAAUUUAUUCUUUUUUUUUCCCCUCGUUGGUUUAUGGUUUACACUCCGGGAGGGCAGAAAUGGCGGCCAACAUGUACCGGGUCGGAGAUUAUGUAUUCUUUGAGAACUCCUCCAGUAACCCAUAUCUGAUCCGCCGGAUAGAAGAACUUAACAAGACGGCCAGUGGGAAUGUGGAGGCCAAGGUGGUUUGUUUCUACAGAAGGAGAGACAUCUCCCACAGCCUCAUCCAGCUUGCAGACAAACAUGCAAAGGAGUUGGAAGAGGAGAAGGAGAACCCAACAGAGACAGAUCUAUCAGAAAAACAGAAACACCAGCUUCGUCACAGAGAGCUCUUCCUCUCCCGGCAGUAUGAGAGUCUACCUGCAACACACAUCAGGGGGAAGUGCAGUGUCGCAUUACUGAAUGAGACUGAAGCCGUUCUUUCAUACCUUGACAAAGAGGAUACCUUCUUCUAUUCACUGGUGUAUGACCCAACGCAGAAGACCUUGCUGGCCGACAAAGGAGAGAUCAGAGUGGGACCUCGCUUUCAGGCAGACGUACCUGAAAUGCUACAAGAGGGUGAGGCAGAUGACAGGGACCAGUCAAAGCUAGAAGAAAAGCUCUGGGAUCCGGAGUGUCCACUUACCAACAAACAGAUAGACCAAUUCCUAGUGGUAGCACGAGCGGUUGGAACCUUUGCUAGAGCAUUGGACUGCAGCAGCUCAGUCAGACAACCAAGCUUACACAUGAGUGCAGCUGCAGCCUCACGAGAUAUCACAUUGUUCCACGCAAUGGACACACUGCAUCGCCAUAAUUAUGACCUGUCCAGUGCAUUGAGUGUGCUGGUCCCAGCGGGCGGCCCUGUGCUCUGCAGGGAUGAGAUGGAGGAGUGGAGCGCCUCGGAAGCCGCCAUGUUUGAAGAGGCACUAGAGAAAUACGGAAAAGACUUCAACGACAUUCGACAAGACUUUCUGCCAUGGAAGUCUCUGACCAGUAUCAUAGAGUACUACUACAUGUGGAAGACCACAGACAGAUAUGUGCAACAGAAGAGACUGAAGGCAGCAGAAGCAGAGAGCAAACUGAAGCAGGUUUAUAUCCCCACGUAUAACAAACCCAACCCCAACCAGAUCUCAGUGACCAAUGGCAAGAUGGCCACAGUGAAUGGAGCGGGCCCCGGGGCCUACCAUGCAUCAGGCGGGGGCCGAGCCUGCGAGAGCUGCUAUACCAUGCAGUCGGCCCAGUGGUACUCUUGGGGGCCUCCGAACAUGCAGUGUCGUCUGUGCGUUUCCUGCUGGAUGUACUGGAAGAAGUACGGCGGCCUGAAGAUGCCGAGCAGAGCGGAAGGCCCAGAGGAGAGGACCUCACCAGUUCCUGCAAGCAAUGAGUCUCGCUCACGAGGUCACGCUCCACGCCAGUCCAACCACAUGGUGCCGAUGCGAAACAGCGGCAGCCCCAAGUCCUCCAUGAAGACCAAGCAGGCCUUCCUGCUGCAGGCCACCCGCCUCACCAAGCUGGCCCGGCACAUGUGCCGUGACAUCAUCAGGCUGCGCCGUGCUGCGCGCCGGCCCUUUGUCCCCAUUAACUGUGGGGCCAUAAAGGCAGAGUACAUGUUAAGGGUGUCAGAAGGACAGGGGACCCGCCUGCCCAAAACCAGGGCCGCCCAAAGGAGCACUCUGACCAGUGUCGUGCAGUUUCUAGAGUCCCGUCCUGCAGCCCAUGCCCCACGCUCCCACCGCACCCCAGGCCUGCAGACGCCCCCCCCUCGACGCCUGCUCUCCUCUCUCCCGCACGGUCCCCAUGGCAUGCUGGGAAAACGCAGCUACCACCACCACAGCAGGGCUGAGCCGGACAGGCGCUCAGAGAACCCAGGUACAACAGGUGGACCCCCCCUGCACAACGGCCGCACCAGCAGCAGUGGCAACACCCGAGGAGGAAUGAUGAUCCGCAAGAGGCGCCCCAACUGGAUCGAUGCCCCCGAUGACAGCUUCUUCCUCGUCACCCGGGAGACCAGGAGGGCCAGGCGGCUGCUGUCCCGCUCCCAGCUGAGGCACGCCUGCCGACAGCCAUGCGAGCAGAUCACCCUGCGCAGGGCUUCCCAGGGUCCCCCGCAGGGGCUCGUCCUGGCGCCACCACACCCUCACCCCAGCCUGAGAAUGCGAGGCCCCAUCGUCAUCCACGACUGAGCAGACCAGCAACACACUAAACUCCUUGCCCCACCUGCGUACACUCCGACAAACUCUCACCUCAUACUCUUCUCGUUUAAACCUCCUCUUUUGCUUUUAGUCCUUUAUAAUCCUCGACAACACCGGAAGCUGGUGAGCCGUGAUGCAAUGGAGAUGUACGCCUGACUUGAAUGCAAGUGCUGCCUGUCUUUUAAUCCCCCUGGAAAUGUGAGACAGAGAGGUAGCGUGUUAAUGUGUGAGUGAGUGUGUGAGGAAAUGAGGGGGAUGCUGUUCUGAGUUUUUCUGGAUGGACGUAACGACAGAGCUUCGUGUGACCUUUGUGUUGAUGGGUAAUUGUCGUGAAGUUUUAUCAGUUUGUAGAAAAGUUAUUUUGGGGCUGGGGACAUGGGGAUUAGGGUAAUGACCGGGGUGGGUCAUGGGUAGGGGGUUGGUUUUCAUUAAUGGGGACUGGGGUUCUUUUAACAUUGGAGGCAAAUGUCUGAUGCUGACAUUAAAAAAAAAAGAAAAUGCACUGCACUGUGAGUCAAACAGCAGCCUUUUAAAGAAAUGGCUGCUUAAAAUUUGUACCUGCAGUUUUUCCCGCGCUCAUCCUGACAUGUAAAUCAAAACGCUGGAGCCACUGUUGCAGGACCACGGACAUUACUUAACAAGUAUAUCAGUUAUUCAUGAGCAAUCUUGCAGGUUUGGAAACAUAACAGGGCAAAGAAAUAGCGCGUAGAGCUAGCGAACCUCCCUCUGUAUAAUAUGUUGUAUAUCUCAUGACGACACUGUAAAUCUUCUCAUUCUAUUUCUAUGGGCGACUGUAACUUACUAGCCCGAACUUGGGUACUGAAGCACUUCCUUUGCAGCAGAUCAAAAGGGCAUGGAUCCGUCAUAUUCCACAUGAGGCUGUGACGCACUGGCAAUAUUUUUGAGGCGGACAUAAGCAACUUUGCCAGCCGGUGUUUGCUAUCUGCUGACGACGCCUAUUUUCUUCAUUGUUCUUUUACGCAAGUUUUUCCUGUUCCCAGACCUCUUUAUCCCUCCCUUCUCUCUUGCUUCGUUGACAAAGUUGCCUCUCAAGAAAGUUGCCGGUUCACGGGAGUGUUCAGUUAUGAAACCGGCUUCGCCGCUGCAUGUCUUUAAGGUGAGAGCCUCUGUUGGCCACCGGGUCACGUGAUUUCUUCUCUUUCAUUCAGAAUGUUUAUGUUCGUGUUUCCUGUAUGUCUUGUGUUGAAUUAUGAAUAUGCUGA